Thunnus maccoyii (southern bluefin tuna) is the source of this 832-nucleotide messenger RNA. RefSeq names its product dynactin subunit 6-like. The transcript has 7 exons. The record is from RefSeq and is a predicted model, not a curated record. Gene Ontology annotation, cellular component: dynactin complex. Lineage: Eukaryota; Metazoa; Chordata; Actinopteri; Scombriformes; Scombridae. Bases 83 to 652 code for a protein of 189 amino acids. Gene Ontology annotation, biological process: mitotic spindle organization. Gene Ontology annotation, molecular function: dynein complex binding.
GACGCAUGCGCAUACGCUGCAACAGCAAGGAUUUCAAAUCGAUAACCGAGCGGAUCAUCGGCGCCUCCCAUCAGACUUCACAAUGGCAGAUAAACAAAAUGCCCAGAAAAGUGUCAAAAUAGCCGCUGGCGCCGUAGUUUGUGUUGAAAGUGAAAUCAGAGGAGAUGUCACCAUAGGUCCCAGAACAGUGGUCCACCCGAAAGCUCGUAUCAUUGCAGAGGCAGGACCCAUAGUGAUCGGAGAAGGCAAUUUGAUCGAGGAGCAAGCUCUCAUCAUUAACAGUUACCCAGAGAACAUCACACCAGAUUCAGAAGUGGAACCGAAGACUAUGACCAUCGGUAUCAACAACGUAUUUGAAGUUGGCUGUGUGUCACAAGCCCUGAAAAUCGGGGACAACAAUGUGAUAGAAUCAAAAGCUGACGUCGGUAGGAAUGUGAUCCUCACCAGUGGAUGUAUCAUUGGGGCCUUCUGUCAGGUCAACACCUGCGAGGUCAUCCCUGAGAACACGGUCAUCUACGGCUCUGGAUGUAUGAGGCGGGUUCAGACAGAGAGACCGCAGCCGCAGACUCUUCAGCUCGACUUCCUGAUGAAGAUUCUGCCGAACUACCAUCAUUUAAAGAAAACAGUGAAAGCGGGCCACGCUGCUAACUGAAAGCUUUUAUUGUAAAUGGCUGGCCGGCCCAUAUUUAAAUAGGUAAUGCUGAAUGUAUAUAAUUAUAUAAUAUGUAUAACAAGCUUCAUCAGUACUUUUUCUCACUGGUAUUUUCUAACUGCAAACGUUUCCUCUUCAUGUAUCGUUUUCUAUGAUUCAUUAAAUAACCUCAAAUGCUGA